GAGGGAGAGCGUCGGUUUCCAUGGCAACGGGAACGCCUCGGCAUGUGAAGUGAAAGUGGAAGAAGAUCCUCUCAUCAUGCCUCCAACUUUCCACUCGGGAAAUGAGGCUCGCGGCCCGAAUUCAGACACGGGCGGAGAGAUAAGAAUAGGACAUAAAAACCCAAGCUUUCAAAAAUGUCUGUAGUAUUGCUUGUGAGACUACUUCAAAAAGGUUGGUUGAAGCUAAACGGCAGUAUGAGGAUCCAUAUGCGGCUUCGACUCUGGGUUGGAUUGGCGGCAACCUAUCUAGUCUUCAUGGGACUUGUUCAUUUGCUACAGGUCCCUCUGAGGUCAAAUACUAUCCAUUCCCACUAUGAUUUAUCUGCUGAGGGUGUUGUGUCAAAACACCGUGAGCAUAUGAGAAAAGAAGCUGAAAAGUAUGCUCGAGCUGCCAUGAAGGAACCCAGUGCAGGGCUAGAAAUGGCAGAACAAAUAAGAGUAUUGACGGAGACUUAUAAAAAGGCAGAUGUCAACUCAGAUGGUCUGCUAGAAAUCUCCGAACUGACAACUUACAUCAGUGCGAAAAUAAAGGAACAUCUGACUUUGGCGCUCAAGGAAAAUUUCUUCAUGUUCACAGCUAUUGAUUUGAAACCACGUAAUGGUAUGGUCUCCUGGGAAGAGUACCACAGGUACUUCCUCAAGCAGCACGGAUAUGAUGAUAACUACAUUGAUAACCACAAGAAGGACCACAAGGGACUGCCACGAGAACUCAAAGAAGCCAUCAUGAGGGACAAGGCAUCGUGGUCUCAAGCUGCCAGAGACAACCCAGACCAGCUGACCAUCGAUGAGUUUUUGGCCUUCAGACACCCAGAAUCUUCCCAUGCGACAAUACUUAGCAUCGUGGAGGAAACCAUAGGGAGAUUAGACGUUGAUGAAGAUGGGAAACUUACAGAAGAAGAAUUUUCUGACCCAACCAUGAAUGAAGUGCCUGAUUACAUGACCGAGGAGCAGUUCAGGCUGGAUCGGAUUAAUGAAUUCAGAGUUGCAGAUCUAGAUAAAAAUGGCAAAGUUGAGAGAAAAGAACUGUUGCAUUAUAUUGAUCCCCGCAAUGUGCACCAUGCGGAAAAGGAAGCAGUGAAUCUUCUAGCUGCAGCCGACAGUAACCAAGAUGGAGUCCUUACUCUCGUCGAGGUGUUGGCUGAGAGAGAGAUCUUCAUGAGAAGCAAGAUGGUGGAUGCUGCAAAGAGCUUCCAUGAUGAAUUUUAAGGAAACUUCUUCAGAUCUCAUGAGCUUUGUAAAGUUGGUAAUCAAAGUAGGAUACUAGCUGAUAUUAGUAAGAGUUUUAACCUAUGAUGAUUCUUUCCUGUCAUUGUUUCAUAACGUUGAAAGUUUUCUUUCAAAUUUAUUUUGUUUACGAUCUAGAAUUCUGUAAAGGAUUUUGAUCUUCAUCAUAAUAUUUAUGAUAGCUUUGGAUGAUUUGUAAUAGGUAGAGAAAGUGUUCAGGACUUUCAUUCACAAAGAGGAGACUUUUCUUUCACUAGUAAAUGUAUUUUUGACUUUUAAAACUAGCACAAACCUGAUUAUGACAUUCCUUCCAUUUUAUUGUUCCGUGAUACUAAAAAUAGAUACUUGUUAGCAGUAUUAUUACUAGGCAGUAAGAUAUAAUGUAGUACAAGAAGAUGACUUUGUGAUGCAAAAGAUUUUUGUGAUGCAAAAUAUAUUCAUCCCACAGCUCAAAGAAAUAUUCAAAAUGUAUUUUUAAUACAUUUCACAGUACUUAGCACUUUGAGUGUAUUGAUUGUCGUGCAUAAUUUACUAACAGGUGAACAAUAUGGGUAAUGAAAGAGGAAAAAAAGUUCAAGGAUGCUUUAAAUAAAUGGAAACCAGUGUGGCAGAAUCGAAUGGUAUCAGAAGAAACUAUGAUAUUUAUGUUUCUUUUUGAUUACUCACAUCACCAGUUCUUGAUACUGUUUGUCACGGUCUUAUUGUUUUCUUAUAGGAAGGCAAUGUGUGUUACAUUUAUGGAUAUUGUUAUUCGUCUUCCCAAACAUAGACUAUUGUUUUUUUAACACAUUGUGAUAAUGCAGUAUAGUUAUAUGUAAGUUGCCUUAAAGUAUAUUAUAUUAUUAUUAUUUUAAAGUUUACUUCAUUAGUUGCAUAAUAAAGGUAAUGUAAGCUGAUAGGUAUGAAAUAGAGAAAAUAUGCACAAAUGCAAUUGCACACAAGCACACACACAUAUUAGGUAAAGACAUGCAUAUGUACUGUUAUAGCCGCAAGAAUACAAGAAUACGUAGGCCUACACACACACAAAAAAAUUAUGUACCUCUUUACCCUUUUUCCUGCAUACCUGUAGGGCAUAGUUACACAUCUGUCUUCCAAACUACCAUCCUGCCUAGCUACUGUUAACCAAAAGUAUCUAGUUACAAAAUUACCUACUUACCUACCUACCCACCUACCAACCCAACCCAUUUACUUAUCUACCUAUUUACCAUCCUACCUAACUAAACAAACCCACCCACCCACUUAUGCACCUACCUACCUACCUACCUACCUACCUACCUACCUACCUACCUACCUACCUACCUACCUACCUACCUACCUACCUACCUACCUACCUACCUACCUACCUACCUAUCUACUUACCUACCUACAAAUCUAUCUACCUGCCUACUUACCUACCUAUCCACCCACCCACCCACCCACCCACCCAAACACCCACCCACCAAACAAACAAACAUUCUUUCUUACAUGCAUACAUUCAUACAUAUGCGUACACUUACAUACAAGCAUGCAUACAUGCAUGUUUACAUACAUACAUAUACAUGUAUAUCUACACACAUGCAGAAAUACAAUACAUACUAAUUUCUAGCAACAUUCAGAGAGCUUUGAAUAUUUAAGGGAUCUUGUAAAGCAUAAUAUAGAGACAAGAAUAGACACAUGAAAGAAGUUUAGAUCCAUGUUUUAUUGUAGGCUGCAGUAGAUUAGUACUGGGAAAUUUCAAUAUAAACUUCUGCACGAUUAUCCUCAUUUUCUUUUAGAAUUACGUAGUGCAUGGAAGGAUAUUGGCGGUAUAUUGUGGUGGAGUGUGCCUAUGCUGUGAUACUAGUGUAAUAAAAAUAAAAGUUA
Molecule: messenger RNA, 3105 nt
Organism: Penaeus indicus
Lineage: Eukaryota; Metazoa; Arthropoda; Malacostraca; Decapoda; Penaeidae
Gene: myd
Product: 45 kDa calcium-binding protein-like
Exons: 8
Coding region: 175-1245 (356 amino acids)
Biological process (GO): calcium-ion regulated exocytosis
Cellular component (GO): endoplasmic reticulum
Molecular function (GO): calcium ion binding
Source: RefSeq, a predicted model, not a curated record